CACCCUGCACCUUUGUUCAGCUCCGCCCAGUACCGCCUAGCUGUAGCCUCUCUGCCCACCAGCCUCAGAGCCGGCUCUGGUUGUGCCGAGAUGGGGCUGCCCAGGCCAGGGCUGUGGCUGAAGAGGCUCUGGGUCCUCUUGCAGGUGGCCGUGCAGGUGGCCGUGGGCAAAGUGUUCCUGAUACUGUUUCCCGAGAGAGUCAAGCAACACAUCUUGGCCAUGAACGAGAAGAACCCCCACUUUUCCUAUGACAACUGGGCCCCGACCUUCUACAGCAUGCAGUAUUUCUGGUUUGUCCUGAAGGUCCGAUGGCAGCGACUAGAGGACAGGACUGAGCCCGGGGGCCUGGCCCCCAACUGCCCUGUGGUCCGGCUCUCAGGACAAAGGUGCCACAUUUGGGACUUCAUGCAAGGCAACAGGCCACUGGUGCUGAAUUUUGGAAGUUGUACCUGACCUUCAUUUCUUUUCAAAUUUGACCAAUUCAAGAGACUUACUGAAGACUUUUGCUCCACAGCAGACUUCCUCAUCAUUUACAUCGAAGAAGCACACGCAUCAGAUGGCUGGGCUUUUAAGAACAACGUGAACAUCAGGACUCACAGGAAUCUCCAGGACCGCCUGCAGGCCGCCCGCUUGCUGCUGGACAGGAGCCCCCAGUGCCCUGUGGUGGUGGACACGAUGGAGAACCAAAGCAGCCAGCGCUAUGCGGCACUGCCUGAGAGGCUCUAUGUGCUCCAGGAGGGCAGGAUCCUCUACAAGGUGACCAGGGGCACAGGGCCCAGGAAGGGUACGGGCAGAAAGGGCUUUGUAGCAGGCAGAUCUGCCUUCCCGUCGCCACCCAGCCAUUUACCAGCCAUGUGACCAGGGGCAAGUCCUCUCCUCGCGUGGAGUUUCAGUUUCCUCUUCAGCAAAAGGGAGGUGCGGCCCCCCCACUUCACGGGGGGUAAAAUAAUGCACAGGAAAGUCCCUAGAGUUUGGACUGGAGCUGCAGCCUCUUGUUGCCUUCUGAACCCAGAAGACUGGCCCAGCCCUAGUUCAGUUUGGAGCUGAAUGAGAGAAGCUUGUCUCCAUUUCAUAAACAACGCUCAGAGAAGGACAUUGACUUGCCCAAGGUCACACUGCACAAGGCUCUGAUUCCAAUUCUAAAUCCUUUGGACGGGGUGGGCCAGGAGUGGGAGGGUCUGAGGCAGGCCUGAACCUGGAGCGGGUUGUCGGAGUGGGAGCAGAACAAACCCUACAUGGGCAGCUGGAGAUGCUGAAGCAGGGAUUCAAGGCAGGAGUUGAGUCCCGGCUUGCUUUCCGGUGAUUGUGCCCCGCUUAGGGCUUCCAGCCUGGCCAGGGUGGGAGAUGAAAGCACAGCCUCUGGUCACUUGGGCACUGUUGGCCUCCCCUAAGAGGGCAGAAACCGUUUUAUAGCUGCCGAAGGGAUUCCAAACCUUGGAGAGCCCAGGAAGCCCAACCACGAGGCUGCUCCUCUGACCACAGGUCAAGCUGGCCCUACUUCUGCAGUGAAAUGAGCAACGACUUGCAGAUGAAUCCCCGAGGUGCCAGGGGUCACAGCACAAGGAUUCAGGUCCUUCUUCCUUUCUCCUCCGCAGAGACGUGGCUCUAAGAUGGCAUGAUGGAGGUUGGCAGGGUUAGGCCCCGUGCAACACAGGAAUGAAUUGAAAAUGGCUCACCCCUUACUUGGAGUCUGAGGGAUAAGGAAGACACACACACAGUUGCCCAGUGUCCCAAGUACUAUGAAACUCUGGAGCGGGGAUUAGCAAAUCUUUUCUGCAAAGGGCCUGUUUGUAAAUAUUUUCGACUUUGUGGGCCAAAUAAAUUCCUGGUCACAACAAUUCAAUCCUGCUGUUACAGCACAAUAUCAGCACAGACAAGAGGUAAAUGAGUGUGACGCAUCAGGACAGACUUGGCUCUCAGAUGAUAAAUUUCCUGACCCCUGAGGAAGGGUAGGCUCUUUAGAGGUGGUGACAAUUGUGUGGGCCUAAAGGCUAGGAAGCCAGCCACGUGAGCAGGGUGAGUGAAAAGCAUUGCAAAUAUAGGGAAGAAGGUGGGCAAAGGCACUGAGGCACGUUACAGCUGCGUGUGAAUGGAGAAUUGGGGGCAUUUAGGUGACAGGGGUCUCAUUCUGGACCAAGGAGUUCAGCCUACCUCUUAGGACAAAGGAGAGCCAUUGACAAGUUUUGAGCAGGAGAGAGGCAUGAUCGGAUCUGUAUUUUAUUUUAUUUUAUUUUUAAAUGUAUUUAUUUAUUAGAGAGAGCGCGUGCGUGCAUGUGAG
This is a messenger RNA of Leptonychotes weddellii (Weddell seal), 2278 nucleotides long. It is a transcript of the gene DIO1, whose product is annotated as iodothyronine deiodinase 1. Gene Ontology annotation, molecular function: thyroxine 5'-deiodinase activity. The record is from RefSeq and is a predicted model, not a curated record. Lineage: Eukaryota; Metazoa; Chordata; Mammalia; Carnivora; Phocidae. Gene Ontology annotation, biological process: thyroid hormone metabolic process.